Neocloeon triangulifer is the source of this 1507-nucleotide messenger RNA. Its product is annotated as dynein regulatory complex subunit 2. Gene Ontology annotation, biological process: axonemal dynein complex assembly; regulation of cilium movement; cilium-dependent cell motility. The coding region runs from base 98 to 1507 and encodes 469 amino acids. NCBI's taxonomy places the organism in Eukaryota, Metazoa, Arthropoda, Insecta, Ephemeroptera, Baetidae. The record is from RefSeq and is a predicted model, not a curated record. Gene Ontology annotation, cellular component: axonemal dynein complex; axoneme. The transcript has 8 exons.
GUUUUUUAAUAAACUCAGGUAUCACUAGAGUCUAACCAUUUUGUUGGCACUCUAGCUAUUCUAUUUCAAAGGAAAAAAAUAUUAAUUUACUUAAAAAAUGGCACCAAAAAAGAAAGGGAAGCAAAAUAAGCUGGCGAAAAUGAGCGAUGAAGAGCGGCUGCGAUAUUUGCAGCAUAAGGCAACCCAAGAAGAGGAGGCGAGGAGAAGAAAACAGCAAUUAGUGGCCAACUUUGUUAAGAUUAAAUUGAAUCGAGAGGACGCGUUUACAAGAAUAAAUCAGGCAAAGCUCCACGAGCACUGGAGACACGUUUUGCGAAAGGCAAAGUGCAAAGAGAUCAAACAAGAAUUAGAGCGCUCAAAACAAAUUUUUGGGUACAUGUUGGAGAGGAAGGAGAGAAAAAUCAACUCGCUGAUGAAAGAAUUAGAGGAAACAGAAAAGCAGCACCUCAUUGUAAUUCAGGCGCACAUCGAGGAUGUCGAUAAAAAGAUUUUAUUUGGAGCAAAAAGAGUGGCUGACAAAUUCAAGCACUAUGAAGAGCAGAGAGAAAUUUUGCUCCAAAUUUCAAAAACAGAUGCAGAAGAGGAAAAGAGGCGAAGCGAUAAAGCUCUAGAAUUUUUAAACGCGGUUCUCUUCGCGACAGAGCAGAACGCGGAGAAAAUCAAACAGGGAAUCGUCAAUAAGGCCAGCAAUAGAAGAACGGACACAAUUCACUCUUACAUGGAGGAGAUUCAAUCGUUGCAACUACACUUGCAAAACCACCACGAUACAAUGAAAGAGCAGCUACAAAGCGUUUUUGCAGUCUACAAUGCUGCCACUCUAGACCAAAGACGAAUGUACGAGGAAAUGAAAGAAAGGGAUGCCGAGAACCUCAGGGUCAUUGGCGCUCAGUCAAGUGUCAUCAGCAGUCUUCAAUCGGAAAUUGAAAAACUGCAAAAGGCACUGGCGAACACCGAGUUAACACCGCGAACACAGAAACUGCAAAACCAGGAAAAGGAUUUUGCGGUGGAGUGUUGGAGGCACCGGAAAAGACAACAGAACGCGACGAAAAUAGACGAGAUGGCAAUGAGAAGCGUUACUGUGACGGGCCAAAAAGUUGUAGAGCAUUUAGAAAAAAUUGCGCAAAAAGGUGAAAAUAUAAUAAAAUUGGCAAGUAUGUGCUACAAGUUUGAAACUGACGAAGAAAAGACAAUUGUGGGCCUGAAACCAAACGUGCUCUCCAACGGGCAAGAGAUGGAAACACUUGAGCAUGAAACUGAAAGAAAUUUGCUCAGUGAUAUGAACCCUGCAAUGGAACAUUUUUGGCGGCGACACUGCCAGGCGCUGUUGAGCAGGGUGGCUUUGAGAAUGCACCAAGACGCCCUGCUUGCAGAGAAUAAUAAAAUGAGAAAUUCACUGAAACAUUACUUGACAGGAGCUUCACUUGCUUCGUCAAGUAAUCUUUCCUCCAGUCAGCUCAUGCUGUCUAAGCAAAUAAGGGGACGCAGAAUAUCAGUGCUGCCUCAAUAG